AUGCCAAAAAGGAAUUCUACCCGGUCCGAUACCUCCAAAUCGUCAAGCUCCAGACAAUCAAUAGGUUUUCAGUAUGCGAACCAAUCACCUACCACAAGCAAAACCAGUCUCAGCAGUAGCGGCCUCACUAGAGUGAUGAGUACCAUCUAUGAGACAUUCUCAGGCUCCAAACAAAUGACUGGUCUUGAUGGUGAGGAAAUGGAUCCUGGCCUUCGCACACCACCCGACACUUCAUCCGGCUUUUCACUUACACUAGGAAGUCCGGCCGGUCUGGCUAAGAAACGACGCCCUAGUAUUCGUGGAAGCAAGGGCAGUGGAGUCAUGAAGUCUCGACGCAGUGAAAUGGAGAGGGUGGUGGCGACAACAAAGAAGGCCACGCUAGCAAUUUUGGCCAAAACAGAAUUGGAGGGAACUCGGUUUGGCUAUAUGGCGAACCAAUGGACCGCUCCUGAACUGUACUCUACUUCCGUGGAGUACCCAAACGUGACCACUAUGGUUAGGGUCGUGGCAGGAGACACAUAUGACCGGGCCCUCGAGAUGCAAGACGCUGGCAGCACCACCGAUCACAUGCCAGUAUGUGUCCUCAACUUUGCCAAUGCCUUUAACCCCGGUGGAGGCUGGCUCGGUGGUUCUCAAGCCCAAGAGGAACAACUUUGCUACCGAAGCACUCUCAUCGAUACUCUCCAUACCCGGUUCUAUCCAAUGGAAGAUUUGGAGUGUCUCUAUUCACCCAAUGUGAUUGUUUUCCGAAAGAGCGUGGACAGCAAGUAUAGCUUCAUGGCAGGGGGCGGCGAGCUACACCUGAACCCUACUGUUAGCGUUAUUAGCAUGGCAGCGCGGGACAAACCUGGAUUAGUGAACGCCGACGGACUCACAUAUAAGGACGCGGCACAGAAAUGUCUCAUGAUAGCCAAGAUGCAACUGAUUCUACGCACGGCAGCACACAACAAUCACCGCCGCUUGGUCCUCGGUGCCAUUGGUUGUGGGGCCUUUCGCCAUCCCGCUCAGGUGGUAGCCGAAUGUUGGUACGAAGUUCUCAUGAAAGAAGAGUUCAAGGGGUGGUUUGAGAAGAUUUAUUUUGUGAUCAGAGACUCUCCCGCUGAGAACAAGCUUGGAACUUUCGUAGAGACAUUGGAUGGUUUGAACAUCGGAUGA
This is a messenger RNA of Penicillium egyptiacum, 1155 nucleotides long. NCBI's taxonomy places the organism in Eukaryota, Fungi, Ascomycota, Eurotiomycetes, Eurotiales, Aspergillaceae. The record is from the annotation of a GenBank genome assembly.